AUGGCAACCCCAGCUCCAUCACGACGCGAAGAGUUCGUCUACAUGUCGAAACUCGCCGAGCAAGCCGAACGAUACGAGGAAAUGGUGGAAUUCAUGGAGAAAGUCGUCGCCGCCGUCCCCGAUUCCGACGAACUCACGGUGGAGGAGCGAAACCUCUUGUCCGUAGCUUACAAGAACGUGAUCGGAGCACGGAGGGCGUCGUGGCGGAUCAUAUCGUCGAUCGAGCAGAAGGAAGAGUCCCGUGGAAACGUCGAUCACGUGAAUGCGAUUAAGGAGUAUAGGGCGAAGAUUGAGGCGGAGUUGUCGAAGAUUUGUGAUGGGAUUUUGAAGAUUUUGGACUCGAGGUUGGUGCCCAGUGCGGGUUCUGGGGACUCCAAGGUGUUUUAUUUGAAGAUGAAGGGGGAUUACCAUAGGUAUUUGGCGGAGUUUAAGACUGGAUCGGAGAGGAAGGAGGCGGCGGAGAACACGCUCAAUGGCUAUAAGGCAGCACAGGAUAUAGCAAAUGCAGAAUUGGCUCCAACGCAUCCAAUCCGCCUUGGAUUGGCUCUGAACUUUUCUGUUUUUUACUAUGAAAUCUUGAACUCUCCUGAUCGAGCAUGCAGUCUAGCAAAACAGGCUUUUGAUGAAGCCAUCGCGGAGUUGGAUACGCUGGGAGAAGAUUCAUACAAGGAUAGCACUCUUAUAAUGCAGCUUCUUCGUGACAAUCUGACUUUGUGGACCUCAGAUAUGCAGGAUGAUGGGGGCGAUGAAAUUAAAGACGCAACCAAGCCUGAGCAGUAGUUGCAUUUUUCACAUUAGUACUUUGUUUCUACUUUUUCACUUUUUGAUUGAAGAAGUUGUUUGCAAUAACAUUCUAGUGUAUGAGUUUUUAGGAGUUAAGUGCCUUGAUUUUAUGAUCUUUGGUAAUACUGAAAUUUGAUGUUUUUAUUGUAAUUCAUGAGAACAGGAAUACUUUUUAUUGAUUGAUUGCCUUAGUAUCCCAGUUGUUACUACAAUUGUGUUUGGUGUCCUUAGCUCAGACUUUGGAAGGUG
This is a messenger RNA of Ilex paraguariensis (yerba mate), 1032 nucleotides long. The record is from the annotation of a GenBank genome assembly. Lineage: Eukaryota; Viridiplantae; Streptophyta; Magnoliopsida; Aquifoliales; Aquifoliaceae.